AGCAUCGCGAAUCGCGACUACUUCCAGUAUGUACCUGCUUGGUGUCACCGCCGGACCGUGUUCUGUCAGCGAUCUUGUUGUGUUCCCAUUGUGUUUGGUUUGACGGUGCCCGACGCAUUCCGUUAAGUUUUCCGUUGGUUUAUCGUUUCCGUUGUCGCGUGAAGCCCGUUUGAUGAUUCUUCCUCUACACCGGGGCUCUUCCGUUCGCUUGCUGCGGUAGCACACACACACAUACAAACGAGCGUGCGCGAACGUUGCGAAGACGAAGGUGAUAAAACUAAGCCGGAGCUGGGGAUACAUGCGAUCACACACAUAUACCCACACAAGCUGCUGAACGGAGGAUUUGACCCGACGAACUUCGCCCUUGAUUGCACGCUGGCCGUGUGUUCUACAUCGAUCGGUGCCAAGUGAAAUAUGUGUGUGCAUGUGCGCGAUUGAUUGUUGUAUGUGGAGUGCCUCCAAGAAGUGUGAUCGGUGGUUUUGAGCAUCCUCGGCAUUGUUACUAUCGAAAAACCACUUACACACACACACACAUACACACGCACACACACGCACCCUUCGACAUCGUGUCGACAUCUAUCGCAAUCUACAUCUAUCUGGUGAUAACGGCGUGGAUCAACUAUCUCAUGGGUGCUGAUGGUAGUAGUAGUGCGGAUAGUGGUAUUUUGUGAUAAUUGAAUUAGUGCAAUAAUAAUACAACCGCAGGUAGAGGUGUGAAGACCGCUUAUAUCGAUAUAUAUAGCACGUGCUCCACAUAUUUAACAAGCGGCAAACAACAUCGAAACGACGUGGAAAUACAGUGUUAAAGGAGACAACACCACUGAAGCUGAAAGCAAAUCCUUUCCAGUGCGAUAUAGGAUCGGAAAAGAAAAGAAAAAAAACCAAGUGAUCGCUAUUUGUUGCACUGGUGUUGAGUGUUUGUGUGUGUGUGUGUGUACGUGCGUAUUGCGUUGAUCGGACGCCCGUCGACCAUUGUGCAAAGUGUUCGGGAAGCGCUGAAGCACGUUGUUGCCGAGCCAAGUGUGGUGCCGGUUGCUGCAAUAGAUACAAAUAACAUACAAUCGCGAAUAUAACGGAAGCCGCCGGAAGCGCGAUCCAAUCCCGCCAGCAUGGAGUGCUGCCUGUCCGAGGAAGCCAAAGAGCAAAAGCGUAUCAAUCAGGAGAUUGAGCGGCAGCUGCGACGGGACAAACGGGAUGCGAGGCGGGAGCUGAAGUUGUUACUGCUGGGUACUGGUGAAUCGGGUAAAUCAACAUUCAUCAAGCAGAUGCGUAUUAUUCACGGUAGCGGCUACUCGGACGAGGACAAGCGGGGCUUCAUCAAACUAGUAUACCAAAACAUUUUCAUGGCGAUGCAGUCAAUGAUACGAGCGAUGGAUCUGCUGAAGAUACUUUACAGUGAUCCGGCAAAUAUCGAGCAUGCCGAGCUAAUACGAAGCGUAGACUUCGAAACAGUGACCACAUUCGAACCGCCAUACGUUCAAGCAAUCAAAGACUUAUGGGCCGAUGCGGGCAUCCAGGAAUGUUACGACCGAAGGAGAGAGUAUCAGCUAACAGAUUCCGCCAAAUAUUACCUUAUGGAGAUCGAUCGUGUCGCGGCAACAAACUAUCUUCCAACGGAGCAGGACAUUCUGAGAGUGCGUGUACCCACGACCGGCAUUAUCGAGUAUCCCUUCGAUCUGGAAGAGAUCCGGUUUAGCUACUUAAGUGAUUUGGCACGUAUCGAACAAGAAGAUUUUCUCCCAACUGAACAAGAUAUUCUAAGAGCUAGGGCACCGACAACGGGCAUUUUAGAGUAUCCAUUCGAUUUGGAUAGCAUCAUCUUUAGGAUGGUAGACGUCGGCGGACAAAGAUCUGAAAGAAGGAAAUGGAUUCACUGUUUUGAGAAUGUAACAUCAAUCAUCUUCUUGGUUGCACUGUCGGAGUACGAUCAGAUUCUGUUCGAAUCGGAAAAUGAGAAUCGAAUGGAAGAAUCGAAAGCUUUAUUUAAGACCAUUAUUACGUAUCCAUGGUUCCAACAUUCGUCGGUAAUUCUGUUCUUGAACAAAAAGGAUUUGCUGGAGGAGAAGAUCAUGUAUUCGCAUUUGGUAGAUUACUUCCCCGAGUACGAUGGACCACAAAGAGAUGCAAUAGCUGCCAGAGAAUUUAUACUUCGCAUGUUUGUAGACUUAAAUCCCGAUUCGGAGAAAAUAAUUUAUUCACAUUUCACUUGUGCGACAGAUACCGAAAAUAUCCGGUUUGUGUUCGCCGCAGUCAAGGACACGAUACUUCAGUCUAACCUAAAGGAGUACAAUCUGGUCUGAACUCGGAGAGGCAACAGUGCUUGCUUGCCAUUGGCACCUGCGUUUUGGUACCGACUACAACAGAAGCAUAAUGGUGAACGAUCGCUGGCGAUGAUCUCGUUAACGUCAAAGGUGUGGUAUCCCUUCAUCAUUAUUCGCCUUUGGUGCCAUUGUACUGGAACUCUAUCAUCAUUGUUACCAACAAACCAACAAUUACUACAUCUAUGCCCGGAAGUUUCAAAACAGCCAGCUAAAUUCGUCACGCAAGCGGCAGCAACUUCAUUCAUCACGGACGAUAGGGUUGGAUCAAAGAACCGGGCAGCAGUUUCCUUGCAUCAUUCUUCGUCAUCGUCAUUAUCAUCAUUACGAUCGCGAUCAUCGUCAUUUCGUCAAUCACGCGUACAUGUGCGUUGCAAUAGGGACAGCACGGACACGUGGGUGUUCAGUGCUACUGGAACACUAUACACAUGGCACUGAUAAUGCUGCGAAAGUGCCGAUUGUCCUGUCCAACCGGAAACCGUCACCGUUUUUUAUUGAUUGACCCCAUUAGCUGAAUGUUUGAUCUGUCAAAUCUUGCGAGCAAAAGCAGAGGACGUGUGUGCGAAUGUGGGUAUUAUGUUCACUUCCGGUUAUUAGCGAAGGAACAUUGAAUCGUAUAUCGUUGCUUCGAUGUUUGCUUUUACUGCUUGUGUAAAAUUCGAGUGAAACUCACGCUGUACGUAACCCGGCACACAUGAUCACACAUCAACAUAUACAUUUAAAAAAAAUAUUUUUAAUUAUUCUGUGUAAAGCGCGACAAAAAUAAACCUUGACUGUUGAGUGUAUAUUAUUACGUGAUCUGCAAGAAUGGAAACACACCAGUAAAUUUAUGUUACAACCACAAUUACGUUCAUGCACCCCGAGAACACUACGAGUCGCCGUAGUCCCCGUGAAUGCAACGAACACAUUACAGCGUAAUAAUAGAAUGGAGGACCUAUACAACAAAAGCAAACAUUUUCAUUUGGACUACCGUUAUCAAAGAUUGUAGCGUAAUGAUGAUUAUCCUUAUUGUUAGUGUACUAUAUGUAUAGAUUCGCUGUAUAUUGUUGUUUGCAACUUACUUUCGCUUAUUUAAUUCCGACACGAUGCAAGCUCGCAUUCAUAAUUCACUCGAAGAAGCCAUCUCCUUGCCACAGUAGGACAAUAUUUCGAUGUGCAUUUUAAAAGCAAUUCGUGAUUCAAUUGUUUUACCCGCCCAAUUGUAAAUCACCAGUUGAUAGUUCCUGCUGGGCCCGAAGAAAAAAAACAAGGUGUGUUAAGAAAUGCCUUUUCCGCGUCAGAAUUAAUUUCGAUUAAAAAUAUAUAUAUUUUUUGCUGUUUGUUGUGUCGAUGAAUGGAAAUAGUUGAAUCACUGCUGGUGGUGUGUUCCGUUUAUAAUUGUUAUUACUUAUAUUUUCUUAAUAACGCAAACGCAUUUAAUUAAAAUUGAAAGCUUAAAUUAUGAGACAAUAUAAGUUCGGUUCUGUUAGGUUUUUUUCCCCUGUUUUGUCAGACGCUAAUUAAUAUACAAAAUAUUCGCUUAAUAAUUUCACAGUGCAACUGUUUAAAGGUUGCUGUUUCGUUACGAUAUUUAUUCCCUUUGUGUUACAUAAAAAAGGCGUUACAUGUCUGGUGAAUACGAUUCGUAUACUCUUCCAUUUAAGCGGGAAGAAGUUCUAUGUUGUAUUUUUUGUUGUUAUAGUUUACAUAUUCGCACACCAAUCGCACGUAUAUCCGAAUCGCUAAAUCAAUCUGUGUUCGCAGUAAUGAUAAUCACACAUACACACACACACACACACAGUCAAAUAGAAGAAAUGUCCCAAGGAAUAUACAAAACUAAACCGUAAAUCAUGUAACAAUCGAAGCAGUUUGUCGAAUAGUUUUACACGGAAGAGUAUCGCCUUUGCUUAAGUUAUUGCAUUUAGGUGUUCGUUGAGUGAGAAAGUGGUCGCGAGAUGGACAGAUUUUUACGUGCAUGAAUAUUAAGGUAAUAUACAUUGGACUGUGAAUUAUGAAAGAGAAAGAGAGAAAGAGAAAAAAAAGUAAAGUAAAUAGUAAGCAAUCAUUUAACUCAGACAGGACAACACAAAGGCGCAUCCACGGACAGCCAUAAUAGUGAAUAAGGGGCUGAUUUAUGUUGAAGGAUCGGCGGCAGAGCAAUGAUUCUUGCGCGCCCUGUGAACGAAUUAAAAUUAAUAACCGACGAGAUUCGCUUUUCAUAUCAUGAUUUUGUGUCAAAAUUGAUACCCGCAACUAGUUGAAUGUGAUUAUUACCAACAGAGAGAUGGUGGCGGUGUUUAAAUGGGUUUUUGCUAUUAUUAUAUGUAUGUUCCCAAAUUCUGGCCAAUCAAACCAAAAAGAGAAGUAACAAACCGUAAGGAGAAAAUCACAGCAAGUGUCAAAUAGGAAAAACUAAAACAAGUAACUUAAACUGUGCGAAAUCACACACACUCACACACCACAGGGCUGCUCUUACGUACGGAUGUUACCGAUUUCCAUCUCAUUGAUGUGAUAAAGCACACAACCAAACAUUGCAUCAUUAUUUCGAAACAUUUCCCAUCUAGCAUCUGUCGAUCAAUUCGCUUUCACUUGAUGAUCAUUCGUCGAUCAAUUGUAUGCACUUGUGUAUUCGGGACCUUCGGGGUAGAAUGUAUUUGUUUGCGUUCCUUUUUUUGUUUUAUUUUACAUUUUACUUUACUGAAUCGUUUUUAGUUUAAGAGUUUGAGCUUGUUCAGUUUUCCUUCUCCUCCUGUGAGGUAAUAGACGGUUGCUACACGUACAGCGAUGAGAUGUAACAGAAAUCAGUGGGGAAACCGAACAAAAAGAAACCUCCCGUUCAGAGAAUAUAGCUCACACAACAACUAAUGUAUGUGGUAAAUGUACAACAAAAUCCAACUAACCCUUAAGUUAACUUACGCGUGUUGCAGGUUAGAUCUUAUAACCGUGUCCGGUAAUAGCCGUCUUCAUCUUCUAACGGGCUGUCAAAACUGUCCAAUAAAUAAUUUAGAACCCGCCCAACAUGCGGUUUCCUGCGGAACAACCGAUUAAUUUUAUUUUAAUUCCUUCCGUUAUGUAUAGGUAGUCUGUGAAACACCCGAACGCACGUCAAGGUACGCUUUCAAAAUAGAAAUUACCCACGUCACUGUGUGAUGGUUAUUUGUUAACCAAUAGAAGAACUGUUUGCAGCACUUUAGCGCAAUUACAUAUUGCUUUAGCCUAAUUGGCCAUAUCGUACAACAGCUAAUGGUUUUUACGGCUUGAUAUUGUCCUUUGUUGUUUAAUACCUUCCAAAACGCUUGUUUGUAAACUUAAAAUCUCCGUCAAUAUCUUUAGAUUAUCUCUUUCAAUUGUUCUGUACAUCUCAUAUACAGCAUAGGUCAAUCGAUUUACGAAGAACAUUGUGCAAGAAACGCAUGUCACGCUUGAAAUCUCCUUUAUACAUCACACAAAAAAAUGGGAAAAGCAAGAAAAGCACACACAAUUUCGGAAUAAAAGGUGUCAGCAUCACGAAUUGAUUUUCUCGUGGCUUAAAGCAAACUAAUGUUUGCUACAUUUUAGGAUCAAACGCAUGAACGAUAUGAAAAUGUAACGACACUCUUGCAUAUGAAAUGUGGUUGCGUCGUACUGUGUUGCGAAGCUCAACAAACACUUUGGAAACCAGUAACCCAAAAUGGAGAACCAAAUAAUCUUUAGAUAGUUAGAAAAUGGAUAUGUUCAUUUAAUUUCCAUUGGGGUAAGCCAAAAUUUCUCCCACAAGGUGUGGUUAUUUAUGUGUAUAUUUAUGGAGGAUUUUUCUUCUAAGCAAAACAGCUCUGAACUUUUGUGCGUACUAAGGAUUAAAAUAAUGAAGCAUCCUCUCUUCGGUGAUGUUUGAUAUCUUUGCUGUUAUUAAAGCAGCUAUUCAAUUGAGUAUUAACAUUUCAACUAACCCGAAAACGGUCAAAUUUGCUUUACCAUUGCCUAGAAGACACAAUCAAAAGCCAGAAACAAUUGGAAUGUGCCAAGCAAACGAAAAAAAAAAUGGAAACAAAACAAACUAAAACUCCUCGUUUCAUCGAAUGGUGAGAUGCAACACCUUCUUGUGGCAUGAAUCUGAGCAUCGAACAUUUCGUACAUUUUUGUUCUUCUUUUCAUCAUUUUCGGUCAUUCAUUAUCGUUAGAGAUGCCUUUCGGCUACACAGCUUUGCAGGAGCUGUGCAUGCAACCACAUGUAUGUGUGGUGUAAACUUUGCUUUAUCUCAAUUAAGCAUAAUAACUACGUUUAGCAUUAAUAACACUUCUCCUUCCUCAUCAUCAUCUAUCUUUCGCUAAUGCACUCUCUUCCCUCUAAAAGCGCUCAUUCAUUGCAUACUUUUGUGCCAUUUUCAAUCUAUUUUUAUGAACAAUAUCGCAUCACUUUAUGCGGCAGCAGUGUGGUAAAAGAUCGUGAACAUUAAACAUAACAACAAACAAACAAAGAAAACAAAAAAAAAGCAAACACAUGUGAUUCAACUUAAUUUUGCGGUCCUUUCUCGCAAAAAAAAAAACUUCGAAACUCUAGCCGGACAGUAAUCCCUUACGUCCUUUCUGACACGUGCGAAGAAGGACACGAAUCACUAAAUGCGGGUAAAAAGCAAGUGAGAUUAAAAAAUCACAAGCGAAACAGAAAUUUAAGGGGGAAAAAAAACGGACAGGUGAAUAUUUAGUGAAUAUUCCCGCGCUUAAGCAAGAACCACACAAAAAUCGAACGUGAAAUAUGUGCGCAAUCGGUCACAUUCAGUGUAAUGGGCAAGCUCGUGAGAUUUGUCGUCGGAUUUACGGACAUCACAUUUGUCGAAAUCAUUCGCAUGCGCAUCAUGUACAUGUGCCCGCAUCUCUCUACACGCGGUAGAAGGUAAUGGACAAGAGUGACAGUGAAAGAGAGGAAGAGAGAGAGAGAAAAAGGGGCAAGGGAGGGAGAAAGAGAAGGAAAGAGAGAUAUAACAUCACGGCAUGCCAAACGGAUGCACUGUAGAUAUAUGUGCAUAAAGUGUGGGGGAAGUGUUGAAAUUUGGAGGACGAUAAUGCAUUCAGCAGGGGAUAGACACGGCAUUCAAAAUCGUAUCUUCUAAAAGAAACUUACAUAUAUCUCGAACAAAAAUAAAAGAAACCAAAAGUAAUAUGUAAUGUAAUAAGGGGACAAGUGGCAAAACUUUGUUGCACAUAAGAAAACAAGAAAGGAUGAUAAACGAAAAAAAAAGAUGUAACGAUGUUACAUCAAAAUAACGCAACCAGUGAGACGUAAAACAAUGAACGUAAUGGCAAAAAUGAACGGAGACGAAAAACUAUACAUAUAUAUACAUACAGCAUCCUUUAGCAAAAGUGCAAUAAGGGACAAAAGAAGGAAAAACAAAAUUGGAACAAAAACAAACAAACAUAAUUACAACAACAACAAAAAAACAGUUCACAGGAGUACGUGUAGGCGUGACCAAAGUUUUUAGACAGCGGAAAAGCAGCAACAACGGUAGAAAAAAUGUGUAAUAAAACAGCAACAACAAAACUAUAGUAGCUAACAGUAGAAAACUCCCCUAAUCGAAUUCUCCCCUAAGCUUAUUCUGGUGGCUGGUAGUAUGUAUUUGGUCGAUUGCCAUCCUUAUUGGAAGUAAGAUGACAAUCGGACAAAUGAAACGAAACAAGAAAAAAAAAUGCACACACAGACGGGAUGCGUUGUGCAGUGUCGCGGUGAGUUAAAUGGGUCUUUCUUUGAUUGGCAAGGCAGAGACACGGGUUAUGCUGGUCGUCCGUUAGAAUCAUACAAGAAGAAAGAGAGAGAGAGAGAGUGAGAUAGAGGGGUUAAAUAGAAGGCAGCAAGGACAUUUUUUAACGACCAGUAGCGUGCUAAUAUUCGAGGAAAUUCUUCCUGAGCGAUAAUCAAUUCGCCCAAUUGAUUACCGUUCAGUGUACUGUACGAAUAGAAUCGAUUUGAAAGGCAAAAAAGCGCUCCAACAUGUGUGUGUGUGUGUGAUCACCUCACGAACGAGCAGCAUAGCAAACUGUAUAUCCCAACCACACCAGUGCCAACAAGAGAGCAGGACCACUUUCUCGCACCGCGUCAAAAAAAGGAAAGGGAACCAUCUUUAUGUCCCUUGUAUUUUGAACCUUCUUCUAUCGAACGAUUUAUACCAGUGUAAUCAUUUUCCGAUCGUGAACGGAUUUACCGACUGAAACGAAGAUCGCAUUGCUAAAACACUACCAAAUGUUUGUACUUUACGACAGCUAACUUGCUGUACUCUACUGGUAAUGUAUUUAUUUCGCUUCGUUUACAAAGCACACGCUUUAGUGGUGUAUUUUUAGUUAACGGUUUUCCCCAGAAAAAAAGAAGAGUUCAAAAAUGUUGUAAAAUGGUUCACUUUCACGAAUGUUGCAAAACGCGAUCGCAUCCGAUAUAAAUGCCAACCAUCCCGAUUAUAGUGAAGCCAGCAAAAACCGAGAGGCGGAGGAAGCAGAUUAUUCAAAACAACAACAAAAAACACACAAACACACACGCCGGUCCGUUGGACUUGUUUUGGUAGUAAAAAUCAAACCGGAAGGGGUAAAGGAUUUUUACAACGGGGCAGUAAAUGUGAGAAUAUGCGGUGUGCAGGAGAAACAAAUUUAAUAGUACCCCGAACGAGAGCAAUCGACGCACGGAUACUGCUCUAAUCUCAUUCCAAUCGGUGAAGAUAUAAGUGAAACUAACCGUAUGCACAUAAUGAAUUCUUCCGAUUAGCAAGAGAAGUAACAUGAAUCAAGUAUCCCUUAAUCACAUUCAUGAAAUGAAAGCCAGAAGAAGUAAGAGGAAAUACACAAAAAAAAACGAACAGAAAACACACAACACGCGCGCGCUCGCGCGCACAUUCAUAAUAAUCUAAUGGUAUAAAAAGUAUAAUACAAAAAUGAAAUUAUAUAUUUAUGUUUUUAAUUAUACAUUUCAACGGCAAACUUUUCGAAACCCCGGUGCUCUGUGCGAUGUGACCCGGUUGAUAAGAAAAGAUAAAAAAAACACACACACACAUACACACAGAAAUAGAAGCAGAAAAGUGCUGCGUACGAAGCAUAGGAAAAAAUACGAUAAAUGUACACUGGCCCCCGCUCCCACACUGUAGUAUACAUACGGCUCCAAGGAGUGGAAAUAAUGGUGGAAAAAGCGAGACGUUUCAAAUGAUUCAAAACCACAAUCCAUCAUGCCCGUAUAUAUAUAGGAAUCAGCCUGGGUGGGUAUCGGAUCUUGCUCCCUCCUCAUAAGUAGAGCAUAUUUAGGCAUGAAACCAUUGUUUUCAUACGUUCACGCAAUCACACAGUCUCACAUAAGUUUCGCAUCAUAAGUCGCGAUAGUCGUGCUGGAUAGAUUCUUACUAUAAAACAGCAAGCAGGUAAAGUAAAGAGCCGCACUGCACGUGCAAAGAAUUAUAGUAAACUUGAAAUGGAAUUCAAAAGGCAGAAUGAAACUAACCCUAACACCUGGUUAUUGAUUUGAUGGAAAAUGAAUUAUAAAACCUGCAGAUUAUAACUUGCGCAAGCAAGAAUUGAGGAUGCGUAAAGAAAAGAAAGAGAGAGAUAUAUCCAGGGGAGGACAAACAGUUAAUAGUGCGUGUGAGGACGAAAUGAAACGAAUAGGUAAAAAAAAUCCAGUGCUUAAGUGUAUUUUAAGGCAAGCGCGCGAGUACACGGGCCUGGGCCUCGAAUAACAACCUAGAACGGGUCGCGCAUCUGGCUGCAGCUAGAGAUGACGAAUGCUACUACUAUUUACUACUACUACUACUACUACUCCUACUCUACUGCGCUGCGGUGUAUGAGAGAUGCGCGCGAACGCGAACCCAAUGUGUGUGUGUGUGUGCGUGCGUGUGUGUGUCCUGUAUCGACGAUAGUGCGGUAAAACAGCCGAGGAGGAGCACAGGCGAAAAGAAAGAGCGGAUUGUGAGAGCUGCUAGGGCAGAACAAGAAAAACAGUAAAUAAAAAGUAAUUAUAAAUAAUAUGAUAAUAUAA
This is a messenger RNA of Anopheles funestus (African malaria mosquito), 10281 nucleotides long. RefSeq names its product guanine nucleotide-binding protein G(q) subunit alpha (gene Galphaq). The transcript has 10 exons. Gene Ontology annotation, biological process: adenylate cyclase-modulating G protein-coupled receptor signaling pathway; phospholipase C-activating dopamine receptor signaling pathway. Lineage: Eukaryota; Metazoa; Arthropoda; Insecta; Diptera; Culicidae. The record is from RefSeq and is a predicted model, not a curated record. Bases 1110 to 2300 code for a protein of 396 amino acids. Gene Ontology annotation, cellular component: heterotrimeric G-protein complex. Gene Ontology annotation, molecular function: guanyl nucleotide binding; GTPase activity; G-protein beta/gamma-subunit complex binding.